AUGGGAAGUUUGCCUGUACAUCGAUGCACUCCUGCUCCUGCUUUCAAGCAUAGCGGUUUAGACUAUGGGGGACCUUUUAAAGUACGUGCCACAAAAGGACGUGGUGCUCGCAGCUUGAAAGGCUACGUCGCUCUUUUCGUAUGCCUCAGUACACGCGCAAUCCACUUAGAGCUGGUAAGCGAUAUGACCACGGAAGCGUUUUUGGCGGCACUUCGGAGAUUCUUUUCUCAACGAGGAUACUGCUCCGACUUAUACAGCGAUUGUGCCACAACUUUUGUUGGCGCCAACGCCUGUUUAAAAGAAGACCUCGUCGCAUUCCGAAAUCAACUCGAAGCAGGUGCACGAUCGGUUGCAGCCAAUAACAUAUCAUGGCAUUUCAUUCCGCCGGGGUCUCCAAACUUCGGAGGUGUAUGGGAAGCAGGCAUCAAAAGUAUGAAGCACCAUCUUCGACGUGUUAUCGGUGAUGCUCUGCUAACGUUUGAAGAGUUUUAUACCGUGUUAAAACAAAUUGAAGCUGUUUUAAAUUCAAGGCCCAUCUCGGCUAUAUCCGAUGAUCCAACGGACUUUACGGCUUUGACCCCUGGCCAUUUUUUGGUGGGCGGACCACUGAUUGCACUUCCUGAACCUAAUAUUUUGGAUAUAAAGGUGGGACGACUAACAAAAUGGAGGCAACUACAACAAAUGCAACAGGAUUUCUGGAAAAGGUGGAGUGCGGAAUAUUUGCACGAACUUCAGGCGCGUCACAAAUGGCAGAUCACAAAAGCUAACAUAAAAGUAGGUAACUUGGUGUUGGUUCGAGACGAGCGAGCUCCUCCUACGCAAUGGAUGUUGGGACGUGUUCUCGAAGUUCACGCUGGCGAUGACGCAGCGGUUCGAGUAGCCACCGUAAGAACCCAGUCUUCAAUCCUCAAGAGAGCAAUAUCGAAACUGGUAGUGCUUCCAAUAGAGACUGAGUCCGAAGAGUCAAACGGUGGGCGGUCACCCGUCGCAAACGAUAUUUCGUCGCAAAGGUUGGACGAGGUGGGCGGGAAAUGUUGA
Messenger RNA from Rhagoletis pomonella (apple maggot), 1038 nucleotides. RefSeq lists its product as uncharacterized. NCBI's taxonomy places the organism in Eukaryota, Metazoa, Arthropoda, Insecta, Diptera, Tephritidae. Gene Ontology annotation, molecular function: nucleic acid binding. The record is from RefSeq and is a predicted model, not a curated record. The transcript has a single exon. The coding region runs from base 1 to 1038 and encodes 345 amino acids. Gene Ontology annotation, biological process: DNA integration.